GAUCGGCCUCACUUGCUGUCUGUUCUUAGUGGGAGCAGGAGAAUAAUCUUUUGCAGCCCUGAAAACCACAUCCUGAACGGGAAAUAUCAGAAGAAGACGACGCUAACCAGCUGCACAAGAAAUUCAGAGGACCUCAAGACGUGAAGCAGACGAGCAGAUCAGUGAGAAGGACUUCAAGUUGCAGUCCCUCUUGUCAGAGAUGUGCUCCGAUUGGAAAGACAAUGAUAAAUUUAAGAAAGAGCAGACAGGACCAUCUGUGGAUCAUGGAAAAGAGAUAGAACAAGAAGAAACUGACAAGGAGGCGAGAAAGCAGAAAAAAAGGAAAAUUGACGCUGGAGAGGACACGAGGGAAGGCACUGCAGAACCUUCACAUCUGGAUCGGAAAGACGAUUCAAAAAAAGACACAGAACAAGAUGUUGCUGGGGAAGAGAAAAAGAGUGUGGGUAAUUCUCAUCAGCGAAGGAAAUGCGAAGCACCACAAGUCUCAGACUCUACAAUUAUAUGCCCAGUGUCCAAAAUACCUGAAAAAAGGUGCAACUGGGUCGGAACACAGGACAGUUUAGAGCGUCACGUCACCAGAGCCCACUUUGGUAUCCUGAGGAGAUGCCCUAUUUUCCGCUGUGGUUCUUUCCAGAACAACGUUCUGCUAAUUUUAUUUAAACAAGAAAUAUUUCUGUACUAUAAGCAUGUUUCAAUCACUGGCAGAGUGUACGCGGUCGUGCAGCAAGUCGGUGUUACUAACAAGGAAUUUAAGUACACAAUAGAACUCCGGGCAGAGUAUGAAACAGUGGUAAACAUUACUUUCAGCUUUAAAACAGAGAAGACAAGUGAGCCUCUUGAAACCAUUUUCGAUGCCCGCAGGUGCAUGGAUAUGAACAAGGAGACUUUGAUACCGUUCGUAGUAAAAGAUGAAUUAAACAUGACGGUGAAAAUAAGUGAAACUUAUACACAUGGCAAUAGGCCGACUGAAGUCACUGAGGGAGAUAACACGGGAAAAAAGAAGAAGAUGAGCGCUCAUCAUGAAGAUAAAGCUGAUUCAGAGAAAGUGUUGACACAUGCGCAGAUGGAAGGCACUGUUACGUGCCCCUUGGUUAACGUUUCUAACCAUUUUUGCACCUGGGUUGGUAAACUCGAUAAUUUAAAGGAACACGUUGAAGACGAGCAUGGAGACGUUCUGAGCAGAGGCUGUGUUUUCGAAUGUGUAUCUCUUACCAACAAUGCUUUGUUGGUGUUGGCUUAUACCGAAAUAUUCCUGUACUACAAACAUAUCUCAUCGUAUGGUGUUAUGUAUGUUAUUGUACAGCAAGUUUGUGUUACCAGAGAAAAAUAUAGGUAUAUAGUCAAUUUUUUGGGAGACGAUUACACAGACGAAAUAAUCCUUGACUUCGCUGUGCAAGAGAUUAGUAAACCUCUUGACAAAGUCUUAAAAUCUGGCGAGUGCCUAGCCAUAACGGAAGAACGUCUGCGGCCUUUCAUAAGAGGAGACAAAAUGGCAAUGGCAGUGAAAAUAGAGAAAGUGUUGACACAUGCGCAGAUGGAAGGCAUUGAUAUGAAUUCUGCUGUUACGUGCCCCUUGCUUAAAGUUUCUGACCAUUUCUGCUCCUGGCUUGGUAAACUCAGUAAUUUAGAGGAACACGUUGAAGGCGAGCAUGGAGACGUUCUGAGCAGAGGCUGUACUUUCGGAUGUCAGUCUCUAACCAACAAAGCUUUGUUGGUGUUGGCUUAUAACGAAAUGUUUCUGUACUAUAAACAACCUUCACAGAGUGGUGGCAUGUUCGUAAUAGUUCAGCAAGUUGGCCUUACGAAUCGGAAAUAUGGAUACGCGGUAAAACUCAGCACGAGGACUGAAGAAUUUGACAUAACAUGUGAAUUUAAUGCAUAUAAGAUUACCGAACCCUUUGGGCCCAUUUUCGAUAAUCGCAGAUGCAUGGUUCUUCAUGCAGAUUUGGGUCCUCAAAUAGAAAGUGGAAAUCUAGCAAUGUCUGUAGCAAUACGUGAACAUUCUUCUUCUGAGGAGGAAACAGAUGAGUGGGACUCAGAUGAGUCUGCGUCAGAUGAAGAAUAUUUUGACGAAGAGGAAGACAAACAUGUUAACACAACCUGCCCCUUAGAGAAGAUUCCAGAAAAAUCGUGCCCCUGGGUUGGACCCUUCCACUGUUUAUACAAGCACGUGGACAACAUCCAUGAGGAUGUUUUGAAGAAAUGCUUUUCUUUUCCUUGCAAUUCUCUUCAAGAUAAAGCUUUUUUAAUAUUAUUUCAGGGAGAAAUAUUUCUCUACUAUAAACAUUUUUCACAGGCAGGUAUUAUGUACGCAGUUGUACAGCAGGUUGGUCUUACAAAGAAGAAAUACAAGUACUCAAUAGAGAUUUCUUCAUUAGACAGAAAAGUUCGCUCCAUUACUUUUACGUCUGUUACGGACUGGAUUAGUGAGCCUUUUAAAGACGUUUUCAAUGCUCAAGGGUGCCUGGUUGUUAGUAGUGAAAGGUUGGUACCAUACGUAUUAUAUGAUAAAAUAAGCAUGUUCGUGUCAAUAUCAGGAUUAUCUCCAUAAUGGCUGAAAGAAUCGACUACAUCCUCCCGUCAGUGCUAAUAUCGAACGAGACAUGUCAACAGCAAACGUUAGAUGGAAGCACGGGGUGCCACAUUAACCUGCGUAGACAUGCAAGAGGGUACAGACGCGAAAUCUCUUUUUUCUUGGAUGAGUACAGAGUUAAGUUCUCACAUCUGGCCUGCCAGUGUUUCCAUCAUAUGAGCUCAUGUAUACCAGUUGGAUCGCAGUCAUUAAAUAAUUCAAAUAAUGAUCAUAUAUCGCGGUGAGCUCAGAUUGGUUAGAUGAAGUCGAUCCCCCACCUUCCAGACGCGCGCAUGUUCCAAAUUACUAAAAGCGCAUAGGAGUUAACCGUAUCCUAUUGACAGGAGUCUAACUUAGCUUUACAUUAUGUUGAUUUAUUUUGUGAACCGAUCUUCAGGGCUAGCCAGGUGUACCAAUAUUUCGACACAAUUCCUCAGAAUGUAGUCAACUAUUUAUAUAUUUAAAACACGUUUUAAUUUAAUAAAAAAACGUUAAUUUUAAUUAAAUUAAAAAUCAAGGUUUGAUAUUGCUUUCUAGUUUUUAAUUAAACAGACACAAAAAUCACAUUAUAUUAAAUCGCAUAUAAAACUGACAGGAGAAAUUUAAAAGUCAUAUUUUAACGAUAGUUUUAGGAUCCCUUGACUUGAUUCAUUUGCAUGUGAGAAGUUUAAACCUAUGUAGAAUAUCUAACUCUUUGGCAUUCCUUCUGCUCUGUACUGCAUGCAGUGUUUACAUUGAAUAAUGACAAAUAAAAGCAGUGCGAUCAGUUUCCGUAUCUGAGGUAUAUAUAUAGUUUAUAUUGAUGAGCUAGCUCCCUGGCUAUGGAUCAUGCAAGAGUAGAAUUGUCUAGUGAUUAUUUGCAGACGCACUGAAUAUGUUUUUAAUUGCUGUCAAUUAACUUUUCAUAGCAUAAAAUCAAUUAAAUUAAAGAAUAUGGUUUUACUGUGUCACGUUAUGUGUUUAGGGCAGCAGAAGUGAAGAUUACAUGGCCAUGUUUGUUGGUUUUCACAUUUUUUGAAAUGUACUAAAGUUGUGAGUAAUUUAUUCAUAUAACACACAAAUUCUGCAACCGUGUGUUCUUUUACUAUGUUCUGAUUCCGUUUUAAGAAUGUUAUAUGAGUACUAAUGACAAUAUGCUUUAAAUGAAAUAAACGUCAGAUUUUAAAUGUCUUACUUUAUGUAUAUGAAAACAUAGGCACCAAGUGGGCUCUUGUAUUACAUGAUGUAUUCCUUGACAUGCUGAAUAAAUCUGUUUAAUUUCAACUUUAA
This is a messenger RNA of Cryptotermes secundus, 3841 nucleotides long. RefSeq lists its product as uncharacterized. Gene Ontology annotation, cellular component: cytoplasm. The record is from RefSeq and is a predicted model, not a curated record. The transcript has 3 exons. Bases 200 to 2551 code for a protein of 783 amino acids. Gene Ontology annotation, biological process: proteasome-mediated ubiquitin-dependent protein catabolic process; multicellular organism development. Lineage: Eukaryota; Metazoa; Arthropoda; Insecta; Blattodea; Kalotermitidae. Gene Ontology annotation, molecular function: ubiquitin conjugating enzyme binding; ubiquitin protein ligase activity.